Molecule: messenger RNA, 1724 nt
Organism: Humulus lupulus (European hop)
Lineage: Eukaryota; Viridiplantae; Streptophyta; Magnoliopsida; Rosales; Cannabaceae
Exons: 3
Coding region: 127-1674 (515 amino acids)
Source: RefSeq, a predicted model, not a curated record
AAUUUAUUCAAUGCAUAAACAGUUGAGUACUUUCUCUCUUUUCUAUACAAAUUAGAAGAGUGCUCUUUCGUUUUUAUUUUUCUAGUUUCCAAGUUUGGCAUUGAAUUUUUGAUACAUCAAUAAAAAAUGGAGGAUCAACACCUUUGUCGCCGAAAUCAUAUUUUGCUCCUUAAGGAUAGCGAGAUUAAUAAUGAAAAAAAAAAUUGUGAGUUAUGUCAUGGGUUUCUUACAGAAGCUCCUUAUUAUGUUUGUGAUUCGUGCGAAUAUUAUGUCCACAAGUCAUGUGAAGAACUACCAAAGCAGAUCAACAAAUACCCUUUACAUCCUCGCCACCCUCUUUCUCUUACAACACGAAAUGCCAGAUGCAAUUGUUGUGGUCGAACAAAGACGCCUAUGUUCAGUUGUGUUGGCUGUGAUUUUGACUUGGAUGUUGAAUGCUUUAAAAUGUCAAACUCCAUAACAACAUGCCCGGAAGGCCAACAUUGCAUUCAACAUUCAAGCCAUCCCCACUUGCUACUACUUGUAGACACAACAAAUGCAAUUCAUGAAGAUGAAGAUAUUGAUGUUAGAUGUUUUGCAUGUCAAUCCAAGAGCUCACCAUAUGGUGGAGUUUAUUAUGGCUGCAAUAUAUGUAAGUAUUUUCUUCAUAAACAAUGCAUUGACCAAUUACCUCAAGAAAUCCAAACCUCUCACCAUCCUAACCACGACCGUCUCUUCCUUCUUAUGAAAAGAUACAAUUGUAAAUGUAGCACUUGUGGAAAUAAAGAUCAACCUGCCUUAUAUUUCGAAUGUCCUCAAUGUGAUUUUCGGUUGUGUUUAGAAUGUGGAGUGAGACGAACACGAACCAUUAAGUAUGAAGAUCAUCCACAUCUUCUUUGCUUUAUGGAGAAAAUAAACAAUGUAGUUGAACAAUGCAACGUCUACGACACCUGUUUGAAGCAAUCAAUCAUGUGCAAUACUGAGGAAUUCCAUAAAACAGAUUCCUUUAAAUUUCAAUGUUUGGAUUGUGAUUUCAAACUUCAUUUAUUAUGUGGUCCAUUGCCUUCUAUCAUAAAACAUGACAGUCAUAUGCACUCCUUAGAUCUUGUUGAUUCAUUCAUUGAGGAUAACUCUGGUGAAUAUUGCUGCGAUGUUUGUGAAGAAGAAAGAAAUCCACGAAUACGUGUUUACUGCUGUCGGAAGUGCAAAUAUAUCGCUCACGUACACUGUGUUAUCUCUGAGGUUAUAAAUGUAUUAAAAAGAGACCUUGGAGAUGUGAAACUGAAAGUGUUGGGAGACGAUCUUUGGGAAUUUCCUAAAGAGAUUGAUCAUGCUGCGUCUCCUUUGACUUUAAGGGAUUUGAUACAUAAAUUAAGUGAUCGUGAGCUAGGCUGGUUGAAGGGUCGUUUUUACUGGGAUGAGGAAGAAGAAGUGAGUACAACGACUACUGAAGUUGAGCCUGAAGAUGAUAACAUUGAUGAGGUUCUAAAAUUUUCUAAUUUAACAGAAGCUAAUUUCAUGUCAUUUAUCUUCGGAGAGUUUCAUUCCACGUAUUUGAGAAGGAAGUUGAGAAUAAAAUCUAGUGAUCUAGCGUUGACACUUGUUGAUAUUAAAAGUUAUUCCAUACCUUUACAUUUGGCAUCUGCUAUGAAUAAUUUGCUUCACAAAUAUGGAGAUAUUAGUACAAGUAGAUGAGGUUAUUCCCAAGAAUUGAAGAGCAUCGGGUUUUUCUUUGUAUGUAAAGU